UUUCUUUAUUUUUUUUGUUGAGUGCCAUCGGUGAGGGGAUGACACGCAGGGAUCAUGCCGAUGUGUCUAACCAGCUGUAUGCAAACUAUGCUAUCGGGAAGGACGUGCAGGCCAUGAAAGCUGUGGUUGGAGAAGAAGCACUUUCUUCCGAGGAUCUGCUAUACUUGGAGUUCUUGAAUAAAAUUGAAAGGAAAUUCGUUACCCAAGGAGCGUAUGACACCCGCAACAUCUUUCAGUCACUGGAUUUGGCAUGGACGCUGCUCCGCAUAUUCCCUCGUGAACUUCUCCACCGUAUACCAGCAAAAACCCUUGACCUGUUCUACAGUAGAGAUGCAGGUAACUGAAGGAGGCAAAACUGAUGCCCUUCGAUUGCCUCCUCCUCGUACCUGCCAUUAGAAGUUGUGUAUCCUCCGUUUCCUUUGUGCGCUCGAAUAAUAAUCGUUGAGUUUCGAUCAGGUUUCCCUUGAAAGC
Messenger RNA from Hibiscus syriacus, 471 nucleotides. Its product is annotated as V-type proton ATPase subunit B 2-like. The transcript is spliced from 3 exons. Lineage: Eukaryota; Viridiplantae; Streptophyta; Magnoliopsida; Malvales; Malvaceae. The record is from RefSeq and is a predicted model, not a curated record. Bases 39 to 344 code for a protein of 101 amino acids.